AUGCAUCAACAUCCACGGCCUCCACCUGUAACAGCCUCUCCCGCCAACUCCGAACAAACAAAUCCCACCCGUACCAACAAUCCCAGAGAUCGAGACCUCCAGGCAUUAAGAGCCACUUCCCCAACCACCCAAGGCUCCGGCUCUUCUGAAGACUUUGCUGCUACCAGACAAGACCAACCAAAUGAUAACCCCUUGGCUCAGAUGCAGAGACUGAAUCAAGUCAUACAGAAUUUCCACACAAAGGCGGCCCUCAUCAUCCUUCACUCGCGUGCCGAGCUUUCUCCCGCCUAUUCCAAGAACACGGACACAAAGCGGGUCAAUCGGUGGUUCAAUCUCGACGUAGAUGAGACGGAUGACUACAAGGACGAGAUCCGGCGGUGGAAGAUCUGUGACGUGAAAGAUGACCGACCUCCCCCUCUUAUCGUCGAAGUGUUCCUUACCACAGAGUCCUUGCAACAAGGCCAACGCCUGGUGAUCCUAGACGAGGAAGGCAAGAGAUGGGACGUGGCCAGUAUACUGUCGUCCACCCAGAGCACCUCUCGUGGAAGUCAACGACGAUAUGCAGACGCGCCGGAGAUCCUCCUGGAACGUUGGACCAUCGAGCUGGGUCCGCAGACUACUCCUAUUCCUCCGGACUUGGCAACACUGCUGCCGUUGGUUUACAAGAAAAGCAUUGUUUUGUUUCGUUCGGUGUAUACAUAUUGCAACUUCCUCCCCGCGUACAAAUUGGCCCGAAAAAUCGGCAAGGGCCGCUCGACCAUGGCCCUGAAAUUGGGCUAUCGAUUAAUUGAUGGAUCUCAAAUGAACAGCCUCAAUCGGUCGGAUAACCUGAGUCUCCGAUUGUUUGAUUCUACGUCCGAGGUGCUCUCCACAUAUAAAUUUGGAGAGACUGAUUCGCCCGCCGGCCCCUUCUCAGUCAAGGUCCAGUACCGCUCAAACUGUGACUUCCGGAUAGACGAUUCUGAAGAGUUGUUGAGUUCACGAUUUCUGGGAACGGAUGACGAGCUGUUUCGGCCGUCUUUACCUAGCGAUCAGGCUGGCCGGACGGAAGUUGGCUCAUUGCCGGUGGAUCGACGACAGAAUCUCCUGGAACGGCCGGAGUUGGGUCAUGCCUAUGGAAGUUUGUCAACAUUUCAUCAAGCAGGGAUUGCCACGGGUACGAGCCCUAUCUCAGCUCUGCGAAAUGCUCAAGACUUUACCGCCAACUCUCCUCCUACACCGGAACCAGCACGACCAACAAUGCACGCUCACACCGCAUCUCAAACCUCACGCAACACACUCAGAGCCGCGGCGGCCAAUCGGCGGAGUUCUUUCUCGGUCCAACCAUUCAAAGCACCGCCACUAUCUGCAUCGCCACUUGGUGCAUCUCCACUCGCCAGUUCACCCAGGACGCAUGCACGCGUUCCUACCCUGGGCUCCUUGACCGAGGAAGGAGGGUUACCCUCUAGAGAAUCUACCUUGGCCGGAAGACGGCACAGUUCUCUGGUUUCCGAGCAGGCCGUCGCAUCCUCCGCUUCUGCGUCUCCCAAGCCUGCUUCCGUCACCAGAUACAGUAGUAGCUUCAGCCACAGAAGAGCUCGCCUGUCUUCUGGGGGCACUACCACACGUACAGAUGAAGAUCAAAACAGUAGUGGUAGAGGGAGUGCAGCCUCUUCUGCUCAACCAGGUUCCGGUCUGAUGACGGAAGCAGCAGGCGGUGGUGCAAGUUCAGGCUCUGCGGCAGAGGAUGACGACGAGAACAUUCCUGGGUUCCUGAAGCUGCUGGAGUUACAAAAGGAUCUCUUGGCACCUAGAUCACGUUCUGCCGUAGAGGCCUCGACCAGAAGGACAACAGCGGCUCUUAAUCGGUUUCAUAAGAUGCGAGAUUCUAAUACCGCGCUGUCUGAUUCCAUGUCGUCCUCGUUGAUGAUGCAGAGAUCUUCCGCUUCAUCAAGUCGGCAAUUGUCUGGGGUUCCGCCCAUGGUCACCGGUACUUCAAUAUCGACCUCGUCGUCUCCGGGCAAGCCGAUCUCACCACACACACCACACACGCCAUUUGCUCCUUCACGCCUCAGCGCUGCUUACAGUCAUGAUGAUACGGAUACAUCUCACGGCCUGACAACGCAGCAACCGCCUUCACCAUCUGAAACCCCUACCGAUGAUACAGCUCAAGCACAUUCAAGCACUCACGUCCCCGCUAUCGACAUCCCCAACUCACCGAGGAUAUUCUUACCGGGUUAUCAACGCUCCAGUUCAGCUCAAAGACGACCCAUGAGCACAGAUGAGGAUAUAGCCGACUUGUACGGCAUGAGAAGUGCCAGUAUGGGAGCACAGGAACGACGUCGUCACCAACAAGAGUCUGACCAACAAAGCCCUGAUGCAGAUGACCAAGCUGGUAGUGGUAGAGAAACUGAGCAGUCAAGCACAGCUAGGACCACUGGCUCCUCACGGAGAACCACACACGCUCAUCAAUUGUCAGGACUACCUGCUCUCGCAACCGACGGCGGUGGGUCUGAAUCGAAUUCAGGGCGAUCUUCGGCCAACCCAUAUCGAUCUCGUUUGGCGAGGGGUGGUGCUGGCAGAACCGUGACGCCACCUCAAACGUCAACUUCAAGCUUUGGUGGAACUGGAGCUAGUAUGGACCGUGGCGAUAGUAGCGUGAGCGAAUCAUGGGGACGAGGUGGAAGGAGGAGCGGAAGUCGUCCCGAGAACCCACUUGACGAAGAUGAAUUCCCAUUUGCAAUGGAGAAGAGCGACUUCAAUACCGCUGGCCGGUCGGACGAUCCUGGCGUCAGUGAACGUUAA
This is a messenger RNA of Exophiala bonariae, 2784 nucleotides long. RefSeq lists its product as uncharacterized. The transcript has a single exon. Gene Ontology annotation, biological process: mitophagy; protein localization to phagophore assembly site; autophagosome assembly. Bases 1 to 2784 code for a protein of 927 amino acids. Gene Ontology annotation, cellular component: phagophore assembly site; Atg1/ULK1 kinase complex; cytosol. Lineage: Eukaryota; Fungi; Ascomycota; Eurotiomycetes; Chaetothyriales; Herpotrichiellaceae. The record is from RefSeq and is a predicted model, not a curated record.